Molecule: messenger RNA, 1083 nt
Organism: Fusarium tjaetaba
Lineage: Eukaryota; Fungi; Ascomycota; Sordariomycetes; Hypocreales; Nectriaceae
Product: mei2-like protein
Exons: 7
Coding region: 1-1083 (360 amino acids)
Source: RefSeq, a predicted model, not a curated record
AUGACCUUGGCCGCCCUCAUACACAGAGAAGCCAACUGCAGCGCUUUGAGAUCCAACCAAAGCCUCCCACACGCCAUUGGCGAGGAGUGUAUCCAUAGAUCUCUGAGUGUCAAGCUACCAAAUAGUACAGAACUGAGAAAUGUGUUGGGGGGUCUGCUCAAGGCAUCAGCUGCUCGCAGGGUCCCGGGCCAGCCACUUGAAGUGACUGCCCGUCCUUCUUGUGGUCUCCGGCACCAGAGGGAGUGCAACUCCCUCUGGUGCCGGAGAACGUCAUAUGCGGUGCGCCCGGCUUCCGGUCAAGCAAUCUGGGGAGAGGACUGCCUAGUGCAGAAGUUCCGAAAGGGCCUUUGGCUCGACGGCCAGAGCCAGGCUUCCGAGGACCCCUUCGUUGAUGGUGGCCUUGCUCAGGGCAGCACUCUUUCGGCCACGGCCUCUUCCUUCCAGCCCAUCGAUCAGAGGUUCAAGGGAAAGAAUGCACUUGUCGCUCUGAGCCAGGGUAUGGACAUCUCAGCCGCCCGCCUCGUCAACAUCUUCACCAACUUUACUCUGUUCACAUCUUCCCCGACACACUGGGGCCGCCUGGCUAAGAACGUGGAGUGUCGUGUCCUAGUCGACGUGGUCGGAUUUAACAAAUACCAUCUUGCCCAAGGAAAACGCGAGAACAAGGACCCAGAGAUUGAGGUCCACCACCGUGGCUCCCGUGGGUUGAACAACAUCGUCGACCUUGGCGAACUCAUCGCCGGACGUGAUGCCCGGACGACAAUCAUGCUUCAGAACAUUCCCAACAAGGAUGGCCAACCUCCUUCGGCGCAAGUUGCCGGCGUCUCUCUUUUGGGAGGCCCGGUUGCUUGUUUCGACUCAGGUUGGCUGGAAUUGUUUGGUGACUUGGUUGCCCGUCGCUCGGUCUACGGUGCUCACAUGCUGCCUCGCACUACUGAGUUCGGGGUCACCAUCGAGGAGGCCCGCCACCUGAAGCAAAAGCAAAAGGCCGCCAACGCCGGCAAGGGAGUUGCUGCCCAGGACGCCGCCACCCAGGAUGGGGGUGGCAUCUGGUGUGGCACCCAGAACAACAACCUCAUCUGA